Bipolaris maydis ATCC 48331 is the source of this 657-nucleotide messenger RNA. RefSeq lists its product as uncharacterized. The record is from RefSeq and is a predicted model, not a curated record. Gene Ontology annotation, molecular function: acyltransferase activity, transferring groups other than amino-acyl groups. Lineage: Eukaryota; Fungi; Ascomycota; Dothideomycetes; Pleosporales; Pleosporaceae.
AUGCCACUAGAAGUCCACCGCAUCACGUCGCCAGACGACUUGAGAACUUUCGCGGUAAUCCAGCUUGCCGCUUUCGAAAGUGGGGGUGGCAUAGCCUCUUUGCUCAAUCCCAAGCCAGUCACCGAUGAACAAAUCAAGAAAUACACCGACAAGCAUGUCAAAUCCUGGCGCGAAGAGCAUGAUGUUGUCUACCUCAAAGUAGUAGAUACGGAUGUAGACGGCGGCAAGAUGAUUGCUGGUGCAAAGUGGCGCAUUGCCGAGAAAGAGAAGACGGAAGAGGAGGCGCAGAAGAUGUACCCGACUCUUGAAGGAGACGAUCUGAACAACCAGGCGCUAGUAGAUUUCUUGGGCUUUUUGAAUAGGGCAAGAAAACAAUAUGUGAAUACCAAACCCAUUUGCUUCCUACAAAUUCUGGUAACAGAUCCGGAUCAUCACCGUAGGGGCGCAGGGUCUAUGCUAUUGAAGUGGGGUCUCAGCAAGGCUGACGAACUCGGUCUUCCGGGUUUCUUGGAGGCAUCGCCUAUGGGCAAGCCGCUGUAUGAGAGGAUGGGGUUUAAGACUCAGGAAACCGCGGUAUUUGAUCUGACAAAGUAUGGGGCGGAAGGUGAGGAUACAAACACGAUCAUGAUCAGGGAACCGUCACCAACCAAGGCGUAA